UCACCUUAUGACUAGAAGCAACCUUCUAUCGAGAUGUGUGGUUCACUCAACUCAUAGCUCUUACACUAUGUGUUUUUUCAGUCAACAAAUCUUAAAAGUUUAAACUCUGAAAUAUAUGCCCUCAAAGAUUUCAAAGGAGAGGUUGUGCACCUCUGGCAACCUUCUGGCUAUUUCUGAAUUUUGCCCAAACUCCACCUGUCAGUUGCACCACUUGAUCCUCAUGACCCUGUAGGAAAGCCAGGAAGGUAUUGUCUGAAAAGGCUGUGUCUGAUCCCAAUCUUCCUGAGACUAGGAAGAUUAGGUUUACUAGGGCUCAAUCCCGCCCUAGGCUCCACCUACCCUCCUCAUUUAUUAUUAACAGCCUGAGGACCCACCUGGACUUUCCUUGCUGCCUUUGAGGAAAUUCAUUCUUCGGGGACAAGCAUGGCCUGGAAGAUCACACCACUGCUGUGCCUUUUGGUGUGUGUGGCUGCUGUGCGGGCAGCCCGGCCCAGGACUCAGCUCCUCAAUGUCUGCAUGAAUGCCAGAUACCACAAGGAAAAGCCAGGUCCCGAGGACAAGUUACACGAACAGUGCAGCCCUUGGAAAAAGAAUGCCUGCUGCUUUGCCAACACCAGCACAGAAGCCCAUAAGGAUAUUUCCAGCCUGUACAGAUUCGACUGGGACCACUGCGGCAAGAUGGAGCCUGCAUGCAAGCGCCACUUUAUUCAGGACACCUGUCUCUACGAGUGCUCACCUAACCUGGGGCCCUGGAUCCAGGAGGUAUGGGCACCAGCCCUGCAGCCUCAGCAGAGGACAGCCCCCUAG
Molecule: messenger RNA, 807 nt
Organism: Odocoileus virginianus texanus
Lineage: Eukaryota; Metazoa; Chordata; Mammalia; Artiodactyla; Cervidae
Source: RefSeq, a predicted model, not a curated record